Oryza sativa Japonica Group (Japanese rice) is the source of this 1826-nucleotide messenger RNA. Lineage: Eukaryota; Viridiplantae; Streptophyta; Magnoliopsida; Poales; Poaceae. The record is from RefSeq and is a predicted model, not a curated record.
AGCCCCCUCGAACUCUUCGCAAAUGGCGAACUGAUCCCCGCCGCUCGCUUCCUCUCUCUCACACUCGACUCCGGCGAGAGCACGGGGGCCAAAGCCGGCAGAGCGCGGCUAGGGCUUCGGCUGCUCCGGCCAUGCGGGUGCUCCCCCUCGCGCUCGCCGCCGCCAUCUUCUCCGGCGUCACCGCCAUCCUCGUCUACCUCUCCGGCCUCUCCUCAUAUGGCGGCGCUAGGGUUUCCGAUGCGGACUUGGCGGCGCUGGGCGCGCUGCAGAGCGGCUUCAGCAAGUGUGUGGAUGCAAAUGGUCUAGGGCUGAAAGCAAUUCCAGGAGAGGAUUACUGUCGAGUUGUAAUACAGUAUCCAAGCGACACAGAUUCUAAGUGGAAAGAUCCAAAAACUGGAGAACCUGAAGGUUUAUCAUUUGAGUUCAAUCUCUGUGAAGCUGUGGCUUCAUGGGAGCAGGUUCGCAAUAGCACAACAAUACUUACAAAGGAGUACAUCGAUGCGUUGCCAAAUGGUUGGGAGGAGUAUGCAUGGCGCAGGAUCAAUAAAGGAAUCCAUCUGAACAAGUGCCAGAACAGGACUCUUUGCAUGGAAAAACUUUCAUUAGUUCUUCCUGAGACACCACCAUAUGUACCUCGGCAAUUUGGUAGAUGUGCUGUAGUUGGAAACUCUGGGGAUCUUCUUAAAACCAAAUUUGGGGAUGAAAUUGAUUCUUAUGAUGUCGUUAUUAGAGAGAACGGUGCACCCAUCCAGAAUUAUACAGAAUAUGUUGGGACAAAGAGUACAUUUCGACUUCUUAACAGAGGAUCUGCAAAGGCUCUAGAUAAAGUUGUUGAGUUAGAUGAAACAAAAAAGGAAGCCCUUAUCGUUAAGACAACAAUACAUGAUAUCAUGAACCAAAUGAUCCGGGAAAUUCCAAUAACCAAUCCAGUAUACCUCAUGCUAGGCACAUCGUUUGGUUCCUCUGCUAAAGGAACUGGGCUUAAGGCUCUUGAAUUCGCUCUGUCUAUGUGUGACAGUGUCGACAUGUAUGGAUUUACAGUUGACCCAGGAUACAAGGAAUGGACCAGGUACUUUUCGGAGUCCAGAAAGGGACACACUCCAUUACAUGGGAGAGCAUAUUAUCAAAUGAUGGAAUGUCUUGGUCUUGUAAAAAUCCACUCACCUAUGCGAGGUGAUCCUGGCAGAGUAGUAAAGUGGGCUCCAACCAAGGACACCAUUGAAGCUGCUAGGGUUGCUUCUGAGAAACUGUUGAAGAGACCUGGGGCUGGAAGCGAGGGCCCUUUGAGCUCUUGCACCAUGAUAAAGAAGCGCGAGAAAGGGAAGACACCAAAAAGAUCUGUUGUCCGCCAUGCUGCCUUGAAGCAUCUGGAGUACAUGAGAGGUGCCACCAGGUACCCUCUGGAGCGGAAUGCUGGGGGUGGUUACCUCUGCAUGAUCAACGAAAGAUAGACAUAUAGCUGCCCAUAUUCUAGGAGUGGCUGAAUUCAUGGUACCAUGAAGCAGAACACUGUACCCCGAUGAAUGAAUCCUACACGGAUAAACUAUUUUGAGGGAACAUUGGUGCUCAUUUUUGUACAGAGCCGGCAGUUGAGAUGAUUUUACGCAUGAGUAGUCACAAUGUGUUGUAACUUACAUUGAAACUACACAAGUGUUGUGUGAUGGAAUGAACAGAUAGCGGGGCAGUUUGCUGCGCAAUGCAUCGGGUCGCCAAAUUUGUCACCUGUAACUAGAAGAAAUCUUAACUAUGUACAUGGAGCCUGUAAUUCGUUUGGCAGUAGACAUGCACUAUUUGAUUGGCAUGAUGGCAUCACAUUCUGGAACUUA